AUGAGCCUGGAAGCCGUUCCACGUCUGAAAGCUCCCCGGUAUAUCUAUAUCUACCAGUUCUUCGAGAGCAUUGACGAGCAUCCCCAGAUCUUCAACGUCACUGACAAGCUCCACACACUCGCCGAAGACCUCCACACUACAUCUUCCGCCGCGACAACGACGACAGCAAUUAUUAACACAUCUACUACCUCUACCUCGACGACGACUUCUACUACCACGACCACGGAGACCACCACCACGUAUGUCUUAUAUCUAUUCGCUGCUUAUCGAACCCGAGAAGCUAAUUCAACACCAUCAGACCAUUACCACAACUACAAGCAGUUCCUCCGCAUGUCCUACAAGUGCCUGUCCAUCCUCGAGAACGGCGGUAUGUCACCAGCGCUUUUAGUCCCCUUGUCCUGUACCCGUACAAUAACCUGGUCACUGACCAUCACCCCCGCACAGGAUGUCAUAAUUGACGGUAGCUUCGAAGACGUCUCCUCCGACUCGAUUGGAGUACCGGACACUACCAGCGGCGACUGGACAGUCUCUGGGAAUGCAUUUUUCGACCAGAACAGCGGAACGGCUUCUGACACGCCUUUCGGAACGAAAUUCGUCUACUUCCGCGGCACCUCGACCGUGCCCAUCUCCAGCGUCUCUCAGAACCUGACAAACCUCGUCCCCAACACCUUCUACACCCUCACCUACGACUACGCCGUCCCCUUCGUGGACAACCCCAACAGCGGCCCCGCCUUUUCCACCUGCAGCCUCACCCUCCAGGUCGGCGACAGCGUCAAUCGGGAUCUUGUCGAUGUCUUUGGCAACUCCGCGCAGACGGCCUGGGCCGAGGCGAUACCGCUGGACUUUGUGGCCGACUGUUCGGAGCUGGUGUUUUCGCUGAUCUGGGACUGUUCGCAGGUGUUGCCGGGGAACGAGAUUGAUCUUGUCAUUGAUAACGUGGCCUUCACGGGCGGUCAGUGUGUGGCGGAGCCGGCUUGA
This is a messenger RNA of Fonsecaea nubica, 978 nucleotides long. RefSeq lists its product as hypothetical. The record is from RefSeq and is a predicted model, not a curated record. The transcript has 5 exons. The coding region runs from base 1 to 978 and encodes 325 amino acids. Lineage: Eukaryota; Fungi; Ascomycota; Eurotiomycetes; Chaetothyriales; Herpotrichiellaceae.